Molecule: messenger RNA, 120 nt
Organism: Pieris macdunnoughi
Lineage: Eukaryota; Metazoa; Arthropoda; Insecta; Lepidoptera; Pieridae
Source: the annotation of a GenBank genome assembly
GUAAAGAUUGCAGAAUCGACAUCGAAGAGUGCAGAAAGUAAUCCAUGCAAAUACGAUGGCAUAUGUCUCGAACGAAGUAAUACAAGUUUGUACCAGACGCCCGAUUCUCCACCGUGCUAG